GCAAGCUACCCGUUUCCAUGGCAACAAGUCCAGCCUUCCAAAGAAGAGGCUGGAGAGCUUCAUUCCUCUCUUUCUCUUUUUUUUUUGUGGUCAGUAUUACUUGUAAAGACAUGAGUGGGACAUUAUUGCAAAGGACAGGUAUCCGGAGAACUUUAAUGGACUAACAUCUCAAAAUGUCAGCCGUCAUGCGCUCGAGGAACUACUCGGAGGUGAGUGGGUGGUUUGCAGGCAAGUAUGACUGCCAACAAGAGUCCAAAGGCUGUGCCUCAGGCAGGAGGGGGUAAAGCUCCACAGGAUCCCCCUGACAGGUGCCAGUCUGCAUCUCCCUCUCCUGCUGUGUCCAGUGGCAAGGGUCCGAGCGAGCCACCUCUCCUCGGUGACGGGAAGCAUUACGAGAAACAGAGCAAGUACCUCAGGACAGACGGACGCUUUUUGGCACGUGUUGGCUGGAACAGCAAGACCGCAAACUUUGGCAGCGGAUCGUCCUUCACGGGUGAUUUUGAGUCACGACACCGUCUGACAAAGUCAAAGAGCAUCAGCUGCCUGGACAACCGUCUCUCCAUCUAUAAGCCUCAAGCUAAGGAGUAUUGCGAAAGUCAAGACGCUCAGGAGCAAAAAGAGAACCAAGGGGGGGUUUCUCCAUCGGAGGGAUUUAAUGGUAGACCCCUGAGUUGGAGUACCCUUUCACUCGGGUCUCUCUCUAACCAAGAUCACAAGCGCAACCUUUCUAUUAACAGGCCAUUAACGGGUGUUCUUCCCACCACAGUCCGCAAAAAGAUUUCAGAAUGGGAGUGCAGAAGGGUCACUUUGCCUAGGAUGAGCUUGUGUCUGGAUAAAAGGUCAGGACGAGAGCGCAUCGGAGGCAGUGAGGGCUGCCCAAGUCUGCUCUCUUCUCCCUGUAGCGAGAAGGCUUUUGACUUUAAGGGGAUUCGCAGGAUGAGCACAGCUUUCUCAGAAUGCUCCUACACAGAGACAGAGGAAGAGGAAGGAGCUUCCGACAAAGAUGGCUUAGGCCGCUUCCAGAAACGGAUAACAAAGACUGAAUCAUUCGGGGCAUUUGUACGCUCACCGUCUGCUCGUAAGGAGACCUCGGCGGUCCUCAACAGGAUACAAAAAAUAGAACAAGCCCUGAAGGAAAAUCCUAGCCCGCCCCCUCCUCGUUAUCUGAGUAAAUGCUACGCUUCAGACAAGACAAGACAAAAAUCUUUUGUGAUUGGUGAAGACUUUGAUAGCACAUGCACCAGCAAGCGUAGUAGUAUUUGCUCCAUAGCCACGGAACCGGAUUCUCUUUCGGUACCUGAUAAGUUGGCAAAACACAGGCAAAGGUUCAGCGUGGCUUCAGUCAGGUCGAUAAGCCCAGAACCAGCCAGCCAACAGAUGUCUGGUGGACCUCCCAUCAAUCCCCUACCUAAACCCAAGCGAACUUUUGAGUAUGACGCCAAACGUGAGGAGAAGGGCACAUUGUCAAUGAACGGACUACCUCCAGACUGUGAGUCUCCGCCCCCCCUUCCCUCGACCCCUGCACCAAGCACCACACGGACGGUGAAGUUGGUGGGCGGCACUUCCAGCCCAUCACAAAACAGAGAGCCUUGUGAAUCAGCGGAAUCGACAAGUCUGCUGUCGUCACAACCCUCUUUGCCGACAGAGAAUGGCACAGUAACCACAGAGACGCUGAUUCAACCCAAUUCCAAAAGCACUUUAGAGGAGAAUGCGUAUGAGGAUAUAAUAGAGAAGGAGAACCCAUAUGAGGAUGUUGACCUAAAGCGAAGGAGCUUGGGUCGGAAAACUUGUCAUUUGGAGAGCAGCAGAUCCUGGACUGCCAUGGAUCGGAAGCAAAACUCUCCACCUCAGUUGCCGUCCAAACCCAGCAGUCAGUCCCUUCGCCUUCUGAGCACCAACGACCGGAAGAGUCACCGAGUGUCAGAGCUGUCCAAACGCCACAGUCAUGAUGAAGCGUUGCUCCUCCCGCAGAUGGGUGUAUCAGCUUCCUCUUGUGGCCUGCUGGAUGAUAGCCUUUGCGGGACCGGUGAUAACCUGGCCUCACACAGGCAUUGGCGGAUUCCCAAGUUGGUCCAGAGAAUCAACUCCAUUUACUGCAGUAAACGUGGAAAGAAGAGACUUAAAAAGCUGUCCAUGACCAAUCUCGACACCUCAUCUUUGAGAGAUGACAACAGCGAGAGUGAGAGCGAUUCUGAUGACAGGUUCAAAGCUCACACCCAGAGGUUGUUGAAAUUGCAAUCCAUCCUUCGACGGGCCCCCAGCUACCGCACGCUGGAGCUGCAACUAAUUGAGUGGCAGGAGAGAGAACUCUUUGAGUAUUUUGUCGUUGUGUCUUUGAAAAAGAAGCAGAGCAAGAACUCUUACUCCCCAGAGGUCACUUACCAGUUCCCCAAGCUGGGGAGGCUCACCAAGCAGAUGAGAGAGGCAGAACAAAGGCUCAAAGCUAUCCCUCAGUUUUGUUUCCCUGAUGCCAAAGACUGGAAUCCUGUCACGGAGUUUUCCAGCGAGACCUUCUCCUUCAUGUUGACCGGAGAAGACGGCAGCAGGAGGUUCGGCUACUGCAGACGCUUGCUGCCGAGUGGGAAAGGACCUCGGCUUCCAGAAGUUUACUGUGUCAUCAGCAGGCUAGGCUGUUUUGACUUGUUCUCCACUAUCUUAGAUGAGGUCGAGCGGCGGCGAGGGGUAUCAGCAGCGCUGGUCUAUCCCUUCAUGAGGAGCCUGAUGGAGUCUCCCUUUCCUGCGCCCGGAAAGCUCAUCAAAGUCAAGACUUUUCUGCCCGGUGCGGGAAAUGAGGUCAUCGAGCUUAGGCGGCCCACCGACUCCAGACUGGAGCACGUGGACUUUGACAGUCUGUUUGGUUGCCUGGGCGUUCGGCAGGUUGUUCGGGUCUUUGCCUCGCUUCUGCUGGAGCGCAGGGUCAUCUUUGUGGCUGAUAAACUCAGUACGCUGUCCAGCUGCAUGCAUGCCGUGGUCGCGCUACUCUACCCCUUCUCCUGGCAACACACCUUCAUCCCCGUUCUGCCCGGGUCCAUGUUGGACAUCGUCUGCUGUCCUACUCCCUUCCUGGUGGGGCUGCUGUCCAACUCCUUGCCCAAGCUCAAAGAAUUGCCUGUAGAAGAAGCAUUAAUGGUGGACCUCGGAACUGACCGUUUCAUCAGACAGAUGGAUGACGAGGCCUCGCUGUUGCCACGGAAACUUCAAGCAGCUCUGGAACAAGCGCUGGAGCAGAGGAACGAUAUCAUCAGUCAGGACUCAGACAGCGAGUCGGACGAAGAGUACAACUCUUUAAACAGUUUGGUGUCGGAGGCCUUCAUUCGCUUCUUCCUGGAGACAAUCGGCCACUACUCUCUGUUCAUCACCCAGAACGAACGCGGCGAGCGCCUUUUCCAGAGGGACGCCUUCCGCAAGUCGGUGGCGUCCAAGAGCAUUCGCCGUUUCCUGGGGGUUUUUAUGGAGUCACAGAUGUUCGCAGGCUUCAUCCAAGACCGAGAGCUCAGGAAGAAUCGUGCCAAAGGACUGUUCGAGCAGAGGGUGGAUCAGUAUCUGGAGGAGCUGCCAGACACGGAACAGAGUGGCGUCAACAAGUUCCUCAAAGGCCUUGGGAGCAAAAUGAAGUUUCUCCACAAGAAGAACUGAAGUGGCCACGUCCCAAUUUCAAGCCUGGCGUUCUGCAGUUAUUUUAUGUAAACUUGUACAGUACAUAUUUCAAUGUGAGCUGGCCUUGAUACUGGUCAGAGUAUGAACUAUAACCAUGGCAGGAGGGUACACAGCAGGUUGGCCAUACUGAAACCACUGGUAGACUUGUAAAGAGUGUAUGUGACACGACAAUGGCAUGAAAUGUACAGUUUGUAUGCUUCCAUGCUGCAUCAGUUCAAGGCAGAAGCAUCGGAAUCUAUUCUAAAGUGCAUCAAGAAGGUGAACUGUAAAGAUAUUUUGCAAUCUUUCAAUAAAAAUCUUCUUUAAAACAA
This is a messenger RNA of Syngnathus acus (greater pipefish), 3968 nucleotides long. RefSeq names its product DENN domain containing 2B (gene dennd2b). The record is from RefSeq and is a predicted model, not a curated record. Bases 235 to 3636 code for a protein of 1133 amino acids. The transcript has 20 exons. Gene Ontology annotation, biological process: positive regulation of ERK1 and ERK2 cascade. Lineage: Eukaryota; Metazoa; Chordata; Actinopteri; Syngnathiformes; Syngnathidae.